This is a messenger RNA of Stegodyphus dumicola, 1162 nucleotides long. RefSeq lists its product as uncharacterized. The record is from RefSeq and is a predicted model, not a curated record. Gene Ontology annotation, biological process: DNA replication. NCBI's taxonomy places the organism in Eukaryota, Metazoa, Arthropoda, Arachnida, Araneae, Eresidae. Gene Ontology annotation, molecular function: DNA-directed DNA polymerase activity; DNA binding; nucleotide binding.
UGUGUCGGACUUGCGCCCUUCUUCAACUGCAGACUCCGUGUACCCACACAGACGACGAGCGAGCUCUUGUCGGAACGUGGGUAACGGAGGAAGUCAAACUGGCGAAAAAGAAAGGCUACCGCAUCACACAUAUUUACGAAGUGUACCAUUUCCAGGCAUCGUCUACUUCUCUGUUUCGUUCCUACAUUGAUCUGUUUCUGAAGAUCAAGCAGGAAAGUAGCGGAUGGCCUUCGGAGUGUGUGACGGAAGAAGCCAGACUGAAGUACAUUCGCCAGUAUGAAGAAAGAGAGGGCGUCAAGUUGGAGGCCGAAAAAAUAUCGAAAAACCCUGGGCGUCGCCAAGUUGGCCCUGAACAGUUUCUGGGGCAGAUGGGGUAUGAACGUGAACAAAGCCCAACUGACCUAUGUCCACACGGUGCCAGACUUCAAUAAGAUGUUGGCGGAUUCUACUAAAAAAAUCAAAGAUGUCUUUCUUCCCACGCCUGAGGUGGCUGCCAUUUCCUGGGAAUCUGCGAAGGAGUUUGUGCCGCAGGAUGCCUCUACCAACAUUUUCCUAGCGACCUUCACAACAGCUUGGGCUCGUCUCAAGCUGUAUAGUGAAAUGGAGAAGUUGGGUAGAGAUGUCCUGUACCACGACACAGACUCCAUCAUCUAUGCCUCGAAUGGCCGCAAUGAUCCCCCCUUGGGCAACUUCCUGGGUGAAUUUACGGAUGAACUGGAGGGUGAUGUCAUCAAAACCUUUGUCUCUGGAGGUCCGAAAAACUAUGCGUACCAGACGGCCACUGGGAAAACCUGCUGCAAAGUCAGAGGAUUUUCGCUGAACUUUCGCAAUUCCCAGUUACUGAACUUUGAAGCCAUCAAAAGUCUGGUAUGUAGUCUGGACCAAAAGGAUGUCAUAGCUCUGCACAACCCCUCCAAAAUCACCCGUGAACCAAAAAGAAGAAAGGUCAUCAAUAAACCAGAAACAAGACUAUACAAAAUUGUGCUCGACAAACGAGUGAUACAGAAAGACUUGAGCACCUUACCAUUUGGAUUUUAAAAGAAAGACUAUUAACUAUAUUAUAAUGGCUUGUACAAAAAAAUGUUUGCAUGUAAAUAUACAUUAUGAUACAUCCAGUAUCUGUAAAUGAACGUAAAAUAAAAUAGAAGUUUGAAUGAUAAAA